Messenger RNA from Neohortaea acidophila, 763 nucleotides. RefSeq lists its product as uncharacterized. The record is from RefSeq and is a predicted model, not a curated record. The transcript has 2 exons. Lineage: Eukaryota; Fungi; Ascomycota; Dothideomycetes; Mycosphaerellales; Teratosphaeriaceae. Bases 286 to 714 code for a protein of 142 amino acids.
AAGACUGUCUCCUGGCAUAUCACGUGCAGCAGCCUCGCAUCUGCUCGCGUUGUCGAGCUCUUGGGCCUUCAUGCUGUUGUCAUUACGUAUCGAAAACAUGAGGUCAUCAACCACCACGCGAACCCUUCUAGCCAAGCACGCCUGACACUUGGCUGCGAUACGCAGCAGCUCAACCAACCAUCAAGAAGUACAUCUACCGCCCAUCGCACUUUUCCCCCCUACCUCCCUCAUUCUAACCCGUCUGACUUCCCCCCUCAACUGCGCGCACCCUGCAUCUUUGCAAAAAUGUCACACGCCACCCACCAUACCCGUGGCCGCGGGGGAGCGGGCAAUGUAAACCAAAGCCCCAGAACGUCCGUCCAACCCGAAGACCUGGAAACGCCGACGAUCAAACAAGAGCACUACUCGACCGGGCGAGGCGGCACGGGCAAUAUGGCCUCCAACGACUCCGCGGAGAGUGCGCGCAAGGCGCAAGACGUCGUUUUGCCCGAAGUGCACGACCGCGAGAAGAAGGGCACCUUCCACUGGGGCCGGGGUGGCGAAGGCAACAUGGCGACGAUUGGCAAGUCGGAGCCCCGGCCGCAGUCCAAGCCGCGGAGGAAGUCGAGCGGGGCUGCUGCACGACGGGGGAGUAAUUUACUGGAGAAGGGCAAGGAGAAGUUGGGGCUCGGGCACGAUGGGAAGAAGCCAGAGGGGAGUGCAAUUGAAGACUGAUGCUGCGCGUGCUCGCUGUUUGCUGUUCGUUGGCUUGAUUGCGGCGGGU